This is a messenger RNA of Myotis davidii, 1278 nucleotides long. RefSeq names its product glycylpeptide N-tetradecanoyltransferase 2. The record is from RefSeq and is a predicted model, not a curated record. Gene Ontology annotation, cellular component: cytoplasm. Lineage: Eukaryota; Metazoa; Chordata; Mammalia; Chiroptera; Vespertilionidae. Gene Ontology annotation, biological process: N-terminal peptidyl-glycine N-myristoylation. The annotation marks the transcript as partial. The transcript has 9 exons. Gene Ontology annotation, molecular function: glycylpeptide N-tetradecanoyltransferase activity.
GUUAUUGUUUUACCCUCUGUGAAUUUCCUAACAGAGGUUCCAGAGGGGACUUGGGGGCCAAAAAGAAAAAGAAGAAACAGAAGAGGAAAAAGGAGAAACCCAAUUCCGGAGGCACCAAGUCAGACUCUGCAUCUGAUUCCCAGGAGAUUAAGAUUCAACAGCCUUCAAAACACAACAUCAUCUGGCAGCAGAUUUCAGCGGGAGCAGCCACGGAGUCCUGCCAUCCCAGUGCAGAAGUUGCAGGACAUCCAGAGAGCAAUGGAGCUGCUGUCGGCGUGCCAGGGCCCCGCCAGGAGCAUCGGUGAGGCUGCCAAGCACAGAUACCAGUUUUGGGACACACAGCCGGUACCCAAACUAAAUGAAGUGAUAACAUCUCAUGGUGCAAUUGAAGCAGAUAAAGACAAUGUGCGCCAAGAACCGUACUCCUUGCCACAGGGCUUUAUGUGGGACACGUUAGAUUUGGGUAAUGCAGAAGUGCUCAAGGAGUUGUACACCUUGUUAAAUGAGAAUUACGUAGAGGACGAUGACAACAUGUUCCGGUUUGACUAUUCGCCCGAGUUCCUGCUGUGGGCGCUGCGUCCCCCAGGCUGGCUUCUCCAGUGGCACUGUGGAGUCAGAGUGUCUUCGAACAAAAAACUGGUAGGGUUCAUAAGUGCCAUCCCAGCAAAUAUUCGGAUUUACGACAGUGUGAAGAAGAUGGUAGAAAUCAACUUUCUUUGCGUUCAUAAAAAAUUGAGAUCAAAACGGGUAGCCCCAGUGUUAAUUCGAGAAAUAACUAGAAGAGUGAACCUGGAAGGGAUUUUCCAGGCCGUUUAUACUGCUGGCGUGGUUCUUCCGAAGCCAGUGGCCACGUGCAGAUACUGGCAUCGGUCACUAAACCCCAGAAAAUUGGUAGAAGUGAAAUUUUCUCACUUGAGUAGAAACAUGACUUUACAGAGAACAAUGAAGCUGUACAGACUUCCAGAUGUGACAAAGACUUCAGGCUUGAGACCAAUGGAACCAAGAGAUGUCAAAGCAGUUCGAGAAUUAACCAACAGUUACCUGAAGCAGUUUCACCUUGCCCCGGUGAUGGAUGAAGAGGAAGUAGCCCACUGGUUCCUCCCCCAGGAGCACAUUAUUGACACGUUUGUAGUGGAGGUAAAGAUAAGGUGAUAUGAUGGGUCAGAGAAAUAGGAAGACACUAUAUGCCACAGUCCGUUUUCCAGAAAGAUCACACCGUGCCAUCUUUCCUCUUCCUCCAUGACUUGCCGCUUCUAUACCAGAUUUCUGUUCACCCUG